CGAGUAACGUACGGAUGGCUGAGAAGUCACAAAUGGGGCUACAUUAGAUGCGUUUUAAUUAGUCAACGACAAAUACACAAAGAUAACUAAGCAAUAUAAAAUGGAUGGAUUUCUUGGUGUGCUGUCUACAUCUGACCCUUGCAGCGGUUUGCUCUGAAAUCCUCCUGGCUCCACGAUUGCUCAUAUUUCUGCAAGUAUGGAGGGGGGUCACAAGCGUCUGCUUUUCACCCAUAUUUUGCUGUCUGUCAUCUUUUUGUGCCACGGCAAAGACCUUUUCUUCAGUGACAAUGGAAACCUCGCACUCCCCGAGUCCUACAAUAUUCCGUGGAUGGCAGGCAUUGAGGAUUUCCGCACCCUAUCUCUCCUCACCAUCCCUGGUACCCACGACAGCAUGGCCUUCUACGGAGGCCCAGAGGUCGAAUGCCAGGCUCUCCCCCUGAAGGAUCAGCUGAGGGCCGGCAUUCGUUUUCUGGAUCUCAAAGUGUUUGCGCUGUUUGACACCCUCUACGUUAUGCACGGGGUGAUGUACGAGCGUAGCACUUUCAAGGAGGUCCUAGACACAGUUAGAACUUUCCUGGCAGAGUUUCAGAGCGAGGCUGUUCUCAUUAGAGUGAAACCACUGUCUUUUGAGCAGGACACAGCCAAUCACAUGGUGCAGAGCCUGAUUGGCAACGACCAAAAUGUCUGGGUGAGCUCUGGAAUGCCAAAUAUGGGUCAAGUCAGGGGGAAAAUAGUCUUUUUGCAGAAGAACACCUUCACAAUAGGAAUCCCCCUUCUAGAGACAAAUGGGAACGGUAAAACCAAAAUUAAAAAUGUUGCAGAUAAAGACAACACAAUAAUAAAACAGCUGAACGAAGCCACUGAAUUCUGUGGAGGUGAUAAUGCUGUUUUGACCUACACUAGUGGCCAUGGCUUUGGUGCCCUCUGGGGAAUAUUUCAGACUCCAAAGAGAGUGGCUGAACGGGUGGACCCAUGGCUCAAUGAUUACCUGAGACAGUUUUACCCUAAUCACCCCAGACCAUGCUUUGGGAUCAUUGCCAUGGACUUCCCUGGCAUUGACCUCAUUCAGACUGUUAGAAAUUUAAACAAGUGGUAGAGGUUAGGUAGCUAUGCACACUGUGUCCCAUGUGUUUGAGAGGUUCAGAGCUUAAACCUGAUGGAUGCCUUACUAUGAAAUCCUCCCUGUAUCUUUCCUAUCACUCUUCAUUUUACACACUUGGAUGAAGCAGAAAUUUCUUGUAACCCAAACCUGAUUCUCUCCCCGUCAUUGUCAUUUGAAUCCUGAAUCCUGUGUAAUUUUUGGAACCAGCAUGUGCCACUAACAGUAUCUGACCAUGAUUAUGAGAGAAAUAAAAUUUUAUUUUAUUGCACCCUCACUUUCUCUGAAGCCUUUGUUGUUCUGUGAUCUUGCAACUCAGUGACUUUGCAUGUAACUUAAUGCUGUCUAGAUGUGAUCCUUGUAAACACAGUGCUGGAGUUAGUCUUAGUACGUAAGUAAAAGUCACAAUAACACAAUGUGAAAUUCCUCUAUUACAAGUAAAAC
Xiphias gladius (swordfish) is the source of this 1543-nucleotide messenger RNA. RefSeq names its product 1-phosphatidylinositol phosphodiesterase-like. The transcript is spliced from 4 exons. The record is from RefSeq and is a predicted model, not a curated record. Bases 197 to 1096 code for a protein of 299 amino acids. NCBI's taxonomy places the organism in Eukaryota, Metazoa, Chordata, Actinopteri, Istiophoriformes, Xiphiidae. Gene Ontology annotation, molecular function: phosphoric diester hydrolase activity. Gene Ontology annotation, biological process: lipid metabolic process.